Iphiclides podalirius (scarce swallowtail) is the source of this 2547-nucleotide messenger RNA. The record is from the annotation of a GenBank genome assembly. Lineage: Eukaryota; Metazoa; Arthropoda; Insecta; Lepidoptera; Papilionidae.
AUGAGUUCUUUAAAGUGGAUUCAGUUGCUAGUCAUUCUGGCGACAUGCUGUGCCGAAGAAGGAGAGUGGAGUGAAGACGCGGAGGACUUAGUAUCGACGGUGGACGUUGAUGCGGUACUUGGCCGAACAGCUUCGUUACCUUGUGACGUCACGCCCGACACGAAUGAAGACCGCGUGUAUAUGGUGCUCUGGUUCAGAGCAGGAAAAAUAACUGGCGGCAAACCAAUAUACAGUUUCGACGUCCGGGGCCGGUCGUUCAACAAAGCGCUUCAGUGGUCGGACCCGAACGUUUUCGGGCCGCGCGCUUACUUCGCGACCGUGGCGCGCCCCGCUUCACUGACCCUGGACACCGUGCAGUUGGACGACGAGGGGGUCUAUCGCUGUCGCGUCGAUUUCAAGAACUCCCCCACGCGGAACUUCCAAAUACGGCUCUCCGUUAUCGUUCCUCCUCAUCAGCUCAUUUUGUACGAUAAGUCGGGGAGAGACGUAUCUGGUGUUGUGGGACCGUUGGAAGAAGAUAAUGAACUAGUUUUAAUCUGUGAAGUUAGAGGAGGGCGUCCUGCACCAACAGUGGUUUGGCUUAUCAAUGGAACGCCCGCCGUUCAAUUCAUAGGCGAGAAAACGGACACGCACGUUGUAGUAAACCGUUUGGAAUUGCCACACAUCAAGAGAUCUCACUUGAAUACGACUUUUAAGUGUCGCGCUUCAAACACUAAUCUAGUCAGCCCUCAAGAGAAGACGGUGAGGCUGGAAAUGAAUCUGAAACCGACUUUAGUGAAGAUUGUUAACAAGCCAACAACGAUGUCUUCUGAGCGUUACGUCACCUUAAUGUGUGUAUCAGAAGGCAGUAGGCCAGCUGCUCAGCUUACUUGGUACAAAAAUAAUAGAAAAAUUAAAAGAGGGAAGGUAAUAGAGGCUGCAAAUGAGACGUGGGUAAGCAGUAAUUUGCAAUUCAUGCCCAUGCCUGAAGACGACGGGCUGUAUCUCAAAUGCCAAGCGGACAAUAGCGCAAUGCCCGGCCAGAGCAUUGAAGAUGCCAUCAAAUUGGACGUUGUGUAUCCGCCUGUUGUUUCGCUGUCAUUAGGCAGCACACUAAACCCACACGACAUCAAAGAAGGCGAUGAUGUGUACUUUGAAUGUUCAGUACGCGCAAACCCAAAGGAACAUCGCAUAACGUGGUACCAUAAUGAGAAGCCAGUUUUGCACAAUGUUGUGUUGGGUGUUAUAGUAAGUACAAAGUCACUAGCGCUUCAAAAAGUGACAAGGGAACAUGGUGGCAACUACUCGUGCAGAGCCACGAACGCCUUGGGUGAAACUGCGAGCCAAACUACACAUCUAAGCAUACAAUAUACUCCUGUAUGUACGCACACAUCUCCGCAAGUUCUUGGCGCGCAACUCGAUGAGACAUUACGCGUGCGAUGUUCAGUCACUGCAAAUCCUCCUGACGUCGUAUUCUUCUGGCAGUUUAAUAAUAGUGGCGAAAGCUUAGAUGUCUCAACGGCAAAAUUUGGAAUAAGUAAUGGGAGUACCAGCGAAUUAAACUACAAACCACAAAGUGAACGUGACUAUGGUACCCUUAGUUGCCGUGGUACUAACUCUGUGGGAAGACAGCUUGAAGCAUGUGUUUUCCAGAUUGUCCCUGCAACUCGGCCCGCGGCACCUCGAAAUUGUUCAUUAAACAACAGCAAUAAUAACACGGAAGGAAAUAACAACUUACUGCAGAUUCACUGCGUCGCCGGCUAUGAUGGAGGACUGCCUCAAACUUUUGUUUUGGAGGCGCUAGACCCUAUCACUAGUAAAACACGUUACACUGAUUCCGUCGCAGAAUCUGGUAAGAAUGGAGCGGCUACGUUCUGGAUAGAUUUAUCACGUAUUUCAUCUGCAAGUGUCUCUGAAAGUAGCACUUUUAAUCUUCUUAUCUACGCUAAAAAUAGUAAAGGAGAAUCAGAGAGAACACUUCUAGAAAACAUAGCUUUCAAUGACGCCGAGAAACAUACAGACGGAAAAGGUGCUAUGGGUAACAUCACGAUGGGAGUGGUUGUUGCCGCUGCCCUUGGAGUCAUACUAGCUAUUCUUAGUAUAGUUCUCGGAGCUUUUUGUACCCGUCGCCGCCGUUCACAUGCACCACACAAGCAUCCUCCAGGUGAUAUGUUGGAGCUAAGCGAUGGUGGCCGGAGAUACGUAGUUGCAUACACAAUAAAGCCAUCUUUGGAAGCAAAAACACCCGAUCCACAACCUGAUAUUUUGAAUGCUCCCGAUAUCGAAAAUCAACCGUCACCUCACAAAACCAUAGAGACUGCAGAAUGGCCCGCCGUAAACGAGCUUCGGGGUGAUUGGGAAAACACUUGUCCAGUAUUUUCAGCUGAUGACUUAGCACUUUUGGAUUCCGCCGUGCAAUCACAUCAGUUAACGCCUGAUCACGAUAAUGUCUCAAGUAACAGACAACAAGACCUCAGGGAGUAUAACGACUUCCACAUUGCAGAGAAACAAAGGAAAAAACUCGGCACGAAGAAGAGAACACGUUUUAGCAGAAAAUUUGCCAGGGCC